AUGGCACGUCAGAGUCUAUUGGGAAAAACUUCGCGGGUAAUUGUCGUCAUCUUUGUCCUGAUGGUGUUAGCCAUCGACGUCUCCAUCAAUUCGUACGCCUACUGGUUGAUGAAGAACAUUAUUCAACCAUCUCUACCAAUCGUUGAUUCCACCGACGCAUCCCGGCAAUACAGGCGCUCGAGUCGUAUCCUCCUCUUCUUUCUCGCCAACGCACUGCUAGCAGGAUGCGCCCUGCUUUGGAUCAUCUAUCUAUUGUUAUGCAAGCUGCUCAAGGUCAAUACAUCGCACAUGACGCGUCAAGACGAAGACAGUGGCUCAAGACAAUGCUGCAAGAAUAUGGGACUGGCCACCGCUGUAGCUCUUCACAUCACUCUUGCUGCCUUUUCCCUUCAUUACAUCCUCGGCUGGGAGCAGGACACUAGCACUCGAGACACAGGGGAAAGAGAUCUGAGAGGCACCUAUCGUUGUCUGGCUGCGAUUAUAGAAUUUGAUCUCGUCGUCAGUGGCAUCCAACUCAUUGUGCUAGGCCUCCUUCUUGUGUUUAUGCUGUGCGGCCAACUCAUCAAGCAUAGAGUUCGGGGCGCUGCCCAUUCCCGCACUCGCGCUCAUAAUGGGGAUCAAGAGUUUGAGCUUUGA
Molecule: messenger RNA, 636 nt
Organism: Pestalotiopsis fici W106-1
Lineage: Eukaryota; Fungi; Ascomycota; Sordariomycetes; Amphisphaeriales; Sporocadaceae
Exons: 1
Coding region: 1-636 (211 amino acids)
Source: RefSeq, a predicted model, not a curated record